AUGGCUACCAGGGGACUGGACAUAGUUUCGCUGAUCAAGCGCCAGAUCGAGGAAUUCGGCGGCGAUUUGGCCCUGGUGGAUGUAGGCACCGUGGUCCAGGUAGGCGACGGUAUCGCCAGCAUCCAAGGCCUGCAGGGAGUGCGCUCCAAUGAGUUGUUGGACUUUGGUAACGACACACUCGGGCUGGCGCUGAACCUCGAGGCCGACAUCGUGGGUGCCGCGAUUCUAGGCGACCCCAAUGCGGUCAAGGAAGGAGAUCGGGUCCGCUCCACGGGCCGUAUUAUCGAGGUGCCGGUCGGCGACAGCCUCAUCGGACGCGUGGUCGAUCCCUUGGGCCGCCCGCUCGACGGCAAGGGCGCCGUCAACACCAGCAGCAGUCGCUCCGCCGAAGCGGUGGCCCCCAACGUCGUGGUCCGACAAUCGGUGAACACCCCGGUGCAGACUGGUAUCAAGGCCAUCGACGCCAUGAUCCCCAUCGGCCGCGGGCAGCGCGAGCUGAUCAUCGGCGACCGCUCCACCGGAAAGACCGCCAUCGCCAUCGACUCCAUCAUCAACCAGAAGGGCGGCGACCUCAUCUGCAUCUACGUCGCCAUCGGCCAGAAACAGGGCAAGGUCGCCCAAGUGGUGAGUGCGCUGGAAGAAGCCGACGCCAUGGGCCACACGAUCAUCGUCACUGCCGGCGCCUCAGACUCUGCGCCGCUCCAAUACCUGGCCCCCUACGCAGGGUGCGCCAUGGCCGAGGAGUUCAUGUCCCAAGGCAAGGACGUGCUGAUCGCCUACGACGACCUGACCAAGCACGCCUGGGCCUACCGACAGAUGUCUCUGCUUUUGCGCCGCCCCGCCGGGCGCGAGGCCUAUCCUGGCGAUGUGUUCUACCUCCACAGCCGUCUGCUUGAACGUUCGGCGCGGCUGGACGAAGAACACGGCGGCGGCUCCAUCACCGCUUUGCCCAUCAUCGAGACUCAGGCAGGUGACGUGUCGGCUUAUAUCCCGACCAACGUGAUUUCCAUCACCGACGGACAGAUCUACCUGGAAGCGGAGCUGUUUAACGCCGGCAUCCGCCCCGCGGUUAACGUGGGUCUGUCGGUGUCUCGCGUGGGUGGCGCCGCCCAGUCUCGUGCCAUUCGCAGGGUGGCGGGACGUCUCCGCCUCGACCUCGCCCAGUACCGCGAGUUGGCGACCUUCGCCCAAUUCGGUACGGCUGAUUUGGACGCUUCUACACGUUCGCAGCUGGCGAGAGGCCAAUUGGCUACCGAGGAAGUGGUGAUCCUUUUCGCUGUCAACUCCGGCGCGAUGGAGGAUAUCCCGCUUGAACGAGCCGGGGAAUUUGAGGAUGGAUUGCUCCGCCACGUGUCCAGCAGCCAUCCGGACAUCCUGGAAAGCAUCACCGAGACCCGGGACAUUACCGAUGAGACCGAAGCAAAGAUGAACCAGGUCAUCGCGGACUACAAGUCAACGUUCGGCAUCUAG
Geodia barretti is the source of this 1470-nucleotide messenger RNA. The record is from the annotation of a GenBank genome assembly. NCBI's taxonomy places the organism in Eukaryota, Metazoa, Porifera, Demospongiae, Tetractinellida, Geodiidae.